AUGACUUCCAGAAAGAAAGGAUCUCAUGUUCGUGACCAACAUUUUGGGGAAGGAGAUGAUUUUAUGAAGCAGACAUCAAGCUUCAGGCAGGUCAGAAAGGGGAGAAAUCGGUCCUCAGAUCAAAAGUCAGAUGAGCUGAGGAAUCUUCAACCAGCUCUUCCAGGAAGACCACAGAAUUGUCCUGCCACAAGUCGCUCAGUGGAGAGAGGUCGUUCCUAUGAGAAAACCUGUAGAAGAAAGAAAAAUCCCUCCCCUGAGAAGUAUCAUGUUACAGAUAAAAGACCCACUGCUGAGAAGCACUGCUCUGCAGUUAAGCGCACCUUGGCUGAGAAGCUUUUGUUAGCUGAAAAACAUCAUGCUACAGAGAAGAGUUCCUCUGCCAGGAAACACCAGUCUGUUGAAAAAAGUCAUACUAUAGGGAAAUUUUCCUCUGCCGGAAAGUACCCCUCUAGGAAGAGGCGCCACUUUUCUGAGAAAAGUCAUUCACCUGAGAGGCAUCUCUCUGUUGAGCAAGAUCUUCCUACAGAGAGAGGUCGCCUUAUCAAGAAAAGCCAUCUUAAAGAAAAACUACACUCUACAGAGAAACAUGGUUUGGCUGAGAGAGGCCCCUAUGGUGAGAGAGGCCGCCCUGUCAUGAGAGGUCAACCUGCAAAGAAAGGACUUUCUACUAAGAAGAGUCUAUCUACUGAGAAAAGUUACUUGGAUGGGAGAGGUGCCUCUACUAAGAAUCAUCACGCUGAAGAGAAAGACCUCUCAGUCAAGAAAGUUAUUUCUGCACAGAGAGAUCACCAGGUAGAGACAGGACCCUUUGUGAAGAGAGGACACUCUACAGAGAAAAAUCAUCCCAUCGGGACAGUUCGGCCAGCUGAAAAAAGUCACCUGACAGGGAAAGGUCCUUCACCAGAGAAGACUACCUCUGCAGUGAGAGGUGACUUCAUCCAAAGCUACCCUGUAGAGGAGGGUCGUUUAUCUAAGAAGGGCAACUCUGCCAAGGGAGAACCCUCUCCUAGGAAAGAUCGCUGCAGAGGGAGGCCUCACCUCAGAAAAAGGUACCCUGAAGAGGAGGGUUACUCAUUCGAGUUGGGUAACUCGGCUGGGAAAAAAACCUCUGCAGGUGAAGAUCUCCCUGCAGGGAGAGGUCAAUCCAUCAAAAGCUGCCCCGCCAAGAGUCACUCAGUGGAAACAGGUAACUUGACAGCAAGAGGACCCUCUGUAGGUAAAGAUGGUCCUGAAGGGCGAGAUCACCUCACCAAAAUCCCCUCCUCAGAGAAAAGCUAUUCAUCUGAGAAGGCUAACUCAGCAAACAGCGGACCUUCACCAGAGAAAGAUCGCCGCACAGAGAGGCGUCACCUCAGAAAAAGGUACCCCGAAGAGGAGGGUUACUCAUUCCAAUGGGGUCACUCUGAGGAGAGAGAACCCUCUGCAGGUGAAGAUCUCCCUCCAGGGAGAGGUCAGCCCAUCAAAAUUCCCCCUGCAGGGGAGGGUCAUUCAUCUAGGAAGCCUAACUCUGCAGAGAGAGAACCCUCUCCUGGGAAAGAUCGACACACAGGGAGGCUUUGUCUCAGAAAAAGAUACCCUGGAGAGAAGAGUUACCCAUUUGAGAGAGACAACUCUGAGGAGACAGUACACUCUGCACGUGAACAUAGUCCCACAGGGAGAGGUCUGCCUCAGAAGAAAAGCUGCCCUGCACAGGAGGGUCUCUCUGUGGAAAGGGGUAGCUAUUUGGAGAGAGGCGCCUCUACAUGGAAAGAGGACCCGACAGGAAAAUGUAGGCCUCCAAAGAAAAGCCGACAUGCAGAGAAACAUCUAUCUGCCGAGGAAAGUUGCCCUCCCAAAAAAAGCCGUCCUGCAGAGAAAAGUCUAUCUUCCAGGAGAGUCUGCCUUGAAGAGAAAGUGCACUCUGGGAAGAAGGGACACUUUGUUAAGAAAAGAUACCCUGCAAAGAGGCAGCUCUCUGCUGAGAAAGGACAGAUUGAAAAUAAAGGCAGCUGUUCGGAGAAAGUUUAUUCUGAGGAGAGAGGUCAGUCUUCCCAAAGCAGCGAUACCGCUGAGAAAGGUAACAGAGUAGAGAACGGGUACCCUGUGCCUGAAGGUCUUCACUCCACGGAAAAAAGCUUUCCUGUAGAGGAACCCUCUUCCUCAGGAUCUGCGCCUACCAUGCCAGUGCCAAACAGCAUUCAGAAUACUCCAGAAAACCUAGCUGGCAGUGGUCCUAGUACAGUACCACAGAUUCCUCACCAGAAUGUGCCUGGGACUGUCACCACUGGUCAAUCUGAGCAGGCACGGAACGUGCGAUAUACAAUUAAAUUCAAGUUUUCUAAAGAACUUAAGGCAUGUCUUGUUCAGGACUGGGACCUGAUAAACAAGCAUAAGCAGUUAUUCCAACUCCCUGCUAAUAAGGAUGUAGAUACUAUUCUCGCGGAGUAUGUCACUUUUGUGAAAUCGCAGAGAAAAGGUGAUAAUAGGGAAUAUUCUGUUGAUGAACUUGUAUAUGGAAUAAGAGAGUAUUUCAACAACAUGCUGGCCACCCAGCUGCUCUGCCAGUUUGAAAGACCCCAAUAUGCCGAAAUCCACCUGGCUUAUCCUCAUAUCCCAAUGUCUAAGAUUUAUGGGGCUCCACACCUCCUGCGAUUAUUUAUUCAUAUUGGGACUGUAUUGUCCCAUUCCCACCUUAGUAGGCGCAGUCUUGUGCGAGUGUGUAAAAAUGUGCACUAUUUCCUUAAGUACCUAACUGCGAAUUCCACUUCUCUAUUUAGUGCCAGCAAUUACAAAGCGGCUUCUGCUGAGUAUUGUUGCAAAGCCCUGUGACCACUCCCUAUUAUGACCUGGAUCAGUAAACAUGUCCAUGUUUGCUGUUUUCACUGUAACUGUACUUGAAAAUUGUCAAAAGUAUACCAGGGCUUAAUACUCCAGUUUGUUUAUUGUUGUGGACAGGAAUAAAAAUAUUAA
Molecule: messenger RNA, 2949 nt
Organism: Myodes glareolus (Bank vole)
Lineage: Eukaryota; Metazoa; Chordata; Mammalia; Rodentia; Cricetidae
Source: RefSeq, a predicted model, not a curated record